AUGUCGUCCUUCUUCUUCUCCACCCCACUGGACAUCGACAUCGUUCUGGAGGACACCGACGACCGACAAACGGUAGACGUCAAGCUCGAUAAGAACCGACGAGAAAAAGCGCCUCUUUACUACGAUGGCGAGUCAGUCAAGGGCGCAGUCACCAUCAGACCCAAGGAUGGCCGGCGGUUAGAGCACACCGGUAUCAAGGUGCAGUUCAUAGGACUGAUCGAAAUGUUCUAUGACCGCGGCAAUCACUACGAAUUCCUCUCCCUUGGCCAAGAACUCGCCGCUCCCGGUGAGCUUCAACACCCGCAAACAUUCCCCUUCAACUUCAAGAACGUCGAGAAGCAAUACGAAUCCUACAACGGCAUCAAUGUCAAACUCCGGUACUUCACCCGUGUGACCGUCUCGAGACGAAUGGCCGACGUAAUCCGAGAAAAGGACAUAUGGGUCUACUCCUACCGAAUACCGCCCGAGAUCAACUCGUCCAUCAAGAUGGACGUGGGCAUAGAAGACUGCCUGCACAUCGAAUUUGAGUACUCCAAGAGCAAAUACCACCUCAAGGACGUGAUAGUCGGCCGGAUAUACUUCCUCCUGGUCCGGCUGAAGAUCAAGCACAUGGAGCUGUCCAUCAUCCGACGAGAAACGACAGGCGUGGCACCAAACCAGUACAACGAGAGCGAAACCCUCGUCCGUUUCGAAAUCAUGGACGGCUCACCGUCCAGAGGAGAAACAAUUCCAAUCCGACUGUUCCUGGGCGGCUUCGACCUGACGCCAACAUUCCGGGAAGUCAACAAGAAGUACUCGGUGCGCUACUACCUCAGCUUGGUCUUGAUCGACGAAGAUGCCCGACGCUACUUCAAGCAGUCCGAAAUCGUGCUCUUCCGGCAAGCACCGGAGAACCUUCCACAUCUUGCACUGGACAAGCCCAGUAUAGGAGGCAAAGAUCCUGAACGAACACCUUUGGCGCCUGCUUGA
Cyphellophora attinorum is the source of this 969-nucleotide messenger RNA. Its product is annotated as Vacuolar protein sorting-associated protein 26. Bases 1 to 969 code for a protein of 322 amino acids. NCBI's taxonomy places the organism in Eukaryota, Fungi, Ascomycota, Eurotiomycetes, Chaetothyriales, Cyphellophoraceae. The transcript is spliced from 3 exons. Gene Ontology annotation, biological process: retrograde transport, endosome to Golgi; intracellular protein transport. Gene Ontology annotation, cellular component: endosome; retromer complex. The record is from RefSeq and is a predicted model, not a curated record.